This is a messenger RNA of Euleptes europaea (tarantolino), 1330 nucleotides long. It is a transcript of the gene BCS1L, whose product is annotated as mitochondrial chaperone BCS1. Gene Ontology annotation, biological process: protein insertion into mitochondrial inner membrane from matrix; mitochondrial respiratory chain complex III assembly. The transcript has 7 exons. Bases 70 to 1329 code for a protein of 419 amino acids. Gene Ontology annotation, molecular function: ATP binding; ATP hydrolysis activity. Gene Ontology annotation, cellular component: mitochondrial inner membrane. The record is from RefSeq and is a predicted model, not a curated record. Lineage: Eukaryota; Metazoa; Chordata; Lepidosauria; Squamata; Sphaerodactylidae.
UGUUUAGAAGAAAUGCCACUGAGAACCGUUCUUUAAUACUGGAGUUCCUUCUUCUCGCCAUCCACCGCAAUGCCUCUUUCUGACUUUGUUUUGGCACUCAAAGACAAUCCAUACUUUGGGGCAGGCUUUGGCCUGGUGGGUGUAGGUACAGCACUAGCUCUGGCCCGCAAGGGGGCCCAAUUUGGCAUGGUGGCUUUCAGGCGGCAUUGCAUGAUCACUCUGGAGGUACCAAGCAAGGACAAAAGCUACUACUGGUUGCUGAGCUGGAUCUCUCAUCAUGCCAAGCACACCCAGCAUCUGAGCGUGGAGACCUCUUACCUGCAGCAUGAAAGUGGCCGUGUCAGCACCAAGUUUGAUUUUAUCCCCAGUCCAGGGAAUCAUUUCAUUUGGUAUCAAAACAAGUGGAUCCGCAUAGAACGGAAUCGGGAGAAACAAAUGAUUGACUUGCACACAGGCACCCCAUGGGAGUCUGUCACCUUUACAGCAGUAGGCAGCAACCGAGAGAUUUUCUUCAGCAUCCUGCAGGAAGCCAAAGAAUUGGCCUUGAGGCAGCAAGAAGGAAAGACGGUCAUGUACACUGCCAUGGGUGCUGAAUGGAGGCCGUUUGGUUUCCCACGGCGCCGGCGCCCACUAACUUCUGUGGUGCUUGAUGAAGGGAUUUCAGAGAGGAUUGUGCAGGAUGUGAAAGAGUUCAUCGGCAAUCCCAAGUGGUACACUGAGCGAGGUAUUCCCUAUCGGAGAGGAUACCUGCUCUAUGGGCCCCCAGGCUGUGGCAAAAGUAGCUUUAUCACAGCAUUGGCUGGGGAACUGCAGUACAGCAUCUGUCUUCUGAGCCUGAGUGACCGCAGCCUUUCAGAUGACCGCCUCAACCACCUGUUGAGUGUGGCACCUCAGCAGAGCAUCAUCCUCCUGGAAGACGUGGAUGCUGCCUUCGUCAGCCGAGACCUAGCCGCUGAAAACCCCAAUACAUACCAAGGCAUGGGACGCUUAACCUUUAGUGGCCUUCUCAACGCAUUGGAUGGUGUGGCUUCCUCCGAAGCCAGGAUAGUAUUUAUGACCACCAACCACGUGGACAGGCUGGAUCCAGCUUUGGUUCGCCCUGGCCGGGUAGAUCUGAAGCAGUAUGUGGGACACUGUUCGGAGUGGCAGCUUGGACGCAUGUUCCAGAGGUUCUAUCCAGACGAGCCACUAGCUGUGGCCCAGCGGUUUGCUGAACAAGCCCUGGCGGUCUCUGAUCAGAUCAGUGCUGCACAAGUGCAAGGCCAUUUCAUGCAAUACAAGGCAGACCCGGAUGGAGCCAUUAAGAGUGUGCAAGCUCUUGUGUCCUGAU